Messenger RNA from Ichthyophthirius multifiliis, 894 nucleotides. RefSeq lists its product as hypothetical. Lineage: Eukaryota; Ciliophora; Oligohymenophorea; Hymenostomatida. The transcript has 4 exons. The record is from RefSeq and is a predicted model, not a curated record.
AUGCAGAUGUUAUGGACAUUAAUCGAGUAUUUUCCUUAUAUGUUUUAACUCUUAAAGGUAUGUUUCCAGUUAAUAAUACCAUUAAAAAUAUUGAGAAAAUAGAUAUUAGCUUUAUAAACCAAUAUUUCAUUUUACUUUAAAUUUUAAUUUUUAAAAAAGUUAUAAAAAAAAAUAAUAUACAAAUUUUUAUAUUAACUAUAUAAUUUAUAAUAAUUUUAUAUUGAUAUAAUUUUAAUAAGAUUUUAUAGGGUUAAAAUUGUUUAAUAAAUUUAUAUUUUAAAUAUAUUAAUUCAAAUAUAAAAAAUUAUAAAUAUAUAUAUAUAUAUAUAUAUAUAUAUAUAUAUUUAUAUUAAAUAUUUAAUAAAUAUAAUUAUAUAAAUUUAAAUUCCAUAAAAAAAAAAUAUAUAUAUAUAUAUAUAUGUAUAUAUAUAAUUAAAAAAAUUUAUAAUAUUAAUUUUUAUUUUUAUUUUUUUUUAAAUUAUUUUUAUAUAUUUUUUUAAAAAUUGUUAAUAAUAUUCAAUAAUUUUUAUUGUUUAUUAUCUAUAUAUUUACAAAUCUAAAUUAUUUUUUAAUUUAAAUAUUUUAUUAAAUGAUUCAAUAAUAUAAAUAUUUAUUAAUUUAAUUUAUUUUUAUAUUAGUAUAAUUUUAUUUAAAUAAAUAAACUCAUACAUAAUUAAAUUAAUAUAUUAUAAAAUUAUUUUCUAAAAUAUUUAUAUAUAUAUAUUUUUUCCAAUGUAUCAAUAUAUUAGAUUAUCAAACCACUUUUACUUAUAUUUAUAUAAUUAUUAUUUUUAAAACUUAAUAUAUAUGAAAUAUAUUUUUAUUUUUAUUUUUUUAUUUUAAUUUUAGAUAUUUUUUAUUUAUAAUUCAGACUCAUAUAGUAUUUUUAAAUGA